Messenger RNA from Trichechus manatus latirostris (Florida manatee), 414 nucleotides. RefSeq names its product keratin-associated protein 12-4-like. The transcript is spliced from 4 exons. Gene Ontology annotation, cellular component: keratin filament. Lineage: Eukaryota; Metazoa; Chordata; Mammalia; Sirenia; Trichechidae. The coding region runs from base 1 to 414 and encodes 137 amino acids. The record is from RefSeq and is a predicted model, not a curated record.
AUGGUAUUUAGGAAGUUGACCACAGAUCUAGAGCUGGAUGAAUGUGGAGCUCACCCUCCACACACCAACCACGUGCCACACCUCUGCUCCACGGGCUGCCAGUCAGCCUGCUGCCCAUCCCCGUGCUGCGUCCCCACCGCCUGUUGCUCACCCUUGGGCUGUGGGAGCUCCUGCUGCCGCCCAGUGUCCUGCGUGACUCCGCUGUGCGGACCUGUGUGUGGCAUGGCCAGCUCCUGCCACUCGGCCUGCUGUGUGCCCAGCCCCUGCCAGGAGACCUGCUGUGUGCCUGUGAGCUGCAAGCCCGCCGUGUGUGUGCCUGUGAGCUGCAAGCCCGCCUCUUCUUGCUGCUUGCAGCCCUCUUGCCCCACCCUUGUCUGCAGACCUGUCACCUGUGGUACCCCUUCUUGCUUCUGA